Molecule: messenger RNA, 2443 nt
Organism: Striga asiatica
Lineage: Eukaryota; Viridiplantae; Streptophyta; Magnoliopsida; Lamiales; Orobanchaceae
Source: the annotation of a GenBank genome assembly
AGAGAGAGAGAGAGAGAGAGAGAGUUAUAGAACUUUAUCAUGUGGAAAUUAAAAGUUGCGGAGGGAUCAAACCCAUGGUUGCGUUCAGUAAAUGGACACGUGGGCCGCCAAAUAUGGGAGUUUGAUCCGGAUCUGGGUUCUCCUGAAGACCUGGCUGAAAUUGAGAAGCUUCGCGAGGAAUUUCAUAGUCUUCGCUUUGAGAAGAAGCAUUCUUCUGAUCUUCUCAUGAGACAUCAGUUUUCAAGGGAUAAUCCGAGCAACACAAAUUUUCCCCAAGUAAAAGUGAAAGAUUUGGAGGAUGUUACUGAAGAUAAAGUAGUCAAUACUUUAAGGAGGGCCAUCAGUUUCUAUUCAACUCUGCAGGCCCAUGAUGGUCAUUGGCCAGGCGACUAUGGAGGCCCUAUGUUUCUUAUGCCUGGCCUGGUUAUUACAUUAUCAGUUACUGGGGCAUUAAAUGCAAUACUUUCGAAGGAGCACAAGCGUGAGAUUUGCCGCUAUCUCUACAAUCAUCAGAACAGAGACGGUGGAUGGGGUCUGCACAUUGAGGGGCCAAGCACCAUGUUUGGUUCUGUUCUGACCUACGUUACUCUGAGAUUGCUUGGUGAAGGACCAAAUGAUGGAGAUGGAUCAAUGGAGAAAGGUCGAGACUGGAUUUUGAAUCAUGGUGGUGCUACUGCAAUAACAUCUUGGGGAAAGAUGUGGCUUUCGGUGUUGGGGGCCUUCGAAUGGUCUGGAAACAAUCCUUUGCCACCCGAGAUAUGGCUUCUUCCAUGGAUUCUUCCAUUCCAUCCAGGAAGGAUGUGGUGUCAUUGUCGAAUGGUUUAUCUCCCCAUGUCCUAUUUGUAUGGGAAAAGGUUUGUUGGUCCAAUCACCCCCACAAUUGUCUCUCUGAGGAAGGAACUCUAUAUAGUUCCAUACCAUGAAAUAGACUGGAAUAAAGCUCGCAACGAGUGUGCGAAGGAAGAUCUAUACUACCCACACCCUGUUCUACAGGAUAUACUUUGGGCAUCUCUUCACAAGUUUGUGGAACCUAUUAUGUUAAAUUGGCCAGGGAAGAAGUUGAGAGAGAGAGCUCUUAAUACUGUUAUGGAGCAUAUACACUAUGAGGAUGAAAACACUCGUUACAUAUGCAUUGGCCCCGUAAACAAGGUGCUGAAUAUGCUCUGCUGUUGGGUGGAAGACCCUAAUUCUGAAGCUUUCAAGUUGCACCUUCCAAGAAUCUAUGAUUACCUGUGGGUUGCAGAAGAUGGAAUGAAAAUGCAGGGAUACAAUGGAAGUCAGUUGUGGGAUACUUCCUUUGCUGUUCAAGCUAUAAUUUCAACAAAACUUGUUGACGAAUUCGGGCAAACACUAAGAAAAGCUCAUACAUACAUAAAGAAUUCACAGGUGUUGGAUGAUUGCCCAGGCAAUCUUGAUGAUUGGUAUCGUCACAUUUCCAAAGGUGCCUGGCCUUUUUCGACUGCAGACCAUGGUUGGCCUAUUUCAGAUUGCACUGCUGAGGGACUGAAAGCAGUUCUGUUGCUUUCAAAGUUACCAAAUGAAGUUGUUGGUGAACCACUUGAUCCCAAGCGGUUAUACGAUGCUGUGAAUGUUAUUCUUUCACUACAGCUAAUCAAUCCUGCUGAAACUUUUGGCGACAUUGUCAUUGAUUAUCCCUAUGUUGAGUGCACUUCGGCUGCUAUUCAAGCACUAACAGCAUUUAAGAAAUUAUACCCUGGGCAUCGCAAAGUAGAAGUUGAGCGCUGCAUAGAGAAAGGUGCAAAAUUCAUUGAAAAAAUUCAAGCAGCCGAUGGCUCCUGGUAUGGUUCUUGGGCAGUUUGCUUCACUUAUGGAACAUGGUUUGGGGUAAAAGGCCUGGUGGCAGCUGGUCGAACUUUUAAUAAUUGCUCUGCCAUUGGCAAGGCUUGCGAUUUUCUGUUGUCUAAACAACUCCCCUGUGGCGGCUGGGGAGAGAGUUACCUUUCAUGUCAAAACAAGGUGUAUAGUAAUUUAGACGUGAGCAGGUCUCAUGUGGUAAAUACAGGAUGGGCUAUGCUGGCUCUCAUUGACGCUGGGCAGGCUGAGAGAGAUCCCUUGCCAUUGCACAGAGCAGCCAAAGUCCUAAUAAAUUCGCAGUGUGAAAAUGGUGACUUUCCACAACAGGAAAUAAUGGGGGUCUUCAACAAGAAUUGCAUGAUCACAUAUGCUGCAUAUAGGAAUAUAUUCCCUAUUUGGGCUCUUGGAGAAUACCGUUCCCGGGUUCUACAAGCCCAAUUAAGUCAGCUGCGUUAGUUUUAGACGUUUCCUUGUAAUGGGCUGGAAAGUUCGAUUAGUUUGUCUUGUAGCUCAUCUAUAAUCUAUUUGGUAUUUCCUCACAAUAACUUGUUCUGAGUCCAAUUUGAUAUGCGUACACAUGAGGCACAUAAUUCAAUUCGAUUCAGUAUAACGAUUUUACUGUUUUGCU